Molecule: messenger RNA, 2078 nt
Organism: Ictidomys tridecemlineatus (thirteen-lined ground squirrel)
Lineage: Eukaryota; Metazoa; Chordata; Mammalia; Rodentia; Sciuridae
Source: RefSeq, a predicted model, not a curated record
AUGUCAAUUCAAGUAAAAUGCCUUUUUGUUUGUUUGUCUCUUAGGAAAAAGUGCUGCAAAGGGUAUAAAUUUGUUCUUGGACAGUGUAUCCCAGAAGAUUAUGAUGUCUGUGCCCAGGCUCCCUGUGAACAGCAGUGUACAGACAACUUUGGCCGCGUGCUGUGCACCUGUUAUCCAGGAUACCAAUAUGACCGCGAGAGACACCGGAAGCGGGAGAAGCCCUACUGCCUGGACAUCGACGAGUGUGCCACCAGCAACAAGACUCUGUGUGAGCACAUCUGUGUCAACACCGUGGGCAGCUACCGCUGUGAGUGCCGGGAGGGCUAUGUCCUUGAGGACGACGGGAGGACAUGCACCAGGGGGGACAAGUACCCCAACGACACUGGGCACGAGGAGAAGUCUGAGAAUGCGGUGAAAGCCGAAACUUGCUGCGCCUCGUGCAAGGAGUUCCACCAGAUGAAGCAGACGGUGCUGCAACUGAAGCAAAAGAUUGCACUGCUCCCUAACAGUGCCGCUGAGCUGGGCAAAUAUAUCACUGGUGACAAAGUGCUGGCCUCUAACGCCUACCUUCCAGGACCACCUGGCCUGCCUGGAGGCCAGGGCCCUCCCGGUUCACCAGGACCAAAGGGGAGCCCAGGCUUCCCAGGUAUGCCGGGCCCUCCUGGGCAGCCCGGCCCCCGGGGCUCAAUGGGACCCAUGGGACCGUCUCCUGAUCUGUCCCACAUUAAGCAAGGCCGGAGGGGCCCUGUGGGUCCUCCGGGAGCACCAGGAAGAGACGGUUCUAAGGGGGAGAGAGGAGCACCUGGGCCCAGAGGGUCUCCAGUAAGUGGCACUUACUCUUUGUCCUGCUUCCCCAGUGAGUGUUCUCGGGGAUGCAGCUCUUGUCUUAAAAGUCUGUAAGUAGGUCUUAGUAGCAAACUGCAACUGGCCCUAAGACUGACCAGGGCUCUGUGGUUAGGCCAGGAAGCCUUUAGCAGAUGAUUUGGAUUUCUUUUUUUAAAUUGGCUUUCUGUUGUUACUUUUUCUUUUAUUGUAGCUAAUUUCCAUAUAGAAUGUCUUCCUUUAAGCCCAGGAUGUCAUGAGUCUAUGUCCAAGUAUAUUAUAAAAUAUUUCAAGGGACUGGGAUAGACAUCCGUGGGCUAGACUAACUUGGAACACUUGAGUGUAGCCACUGCUGCAGUCACAGCAGCCCCCUCCCAGAAGUGCAAAGACAGGGCUGUGCUUGAGACCUGAGAAUAAAUUAGACACAUACACGUACAGUGUCUGGAGGUUAAGUGUGAAGAUCAGUAACACCCAAAAGUAGAGGAAAUGUGUUGUUUCUGAAGACAGACCAGGCACAGUGGCCACAGAAGUAGGUGGUCUGGGUCCCUUCUCUGCUCUCCUACCUGUUAGCAUUCUGAACAUAGGCAUGUCACGUGGCAUUGGGUGUUCAUUCCCUCACCUGUGUGGUGCCAGUUAGUGGGGUUUGAUCUGCCACCUGCCAAGUGGUUAUUUUGAGGGUCAGGGGGAUACUGCAGUGUAAGGGCUGCCAUUAAGCUGCUAUCUGCAGUCACAACUGCCAUUGGGGUGGUGGUGAGUGGGGAGUAAACAAUUUUACCUUUAAGCCUCCAAUAAGUCCAGAAUAUAUAUGUUUGUACACUUUUUUUUCUCUUGCCUUACCCACAACACUGCAUGGAAAUUAAGGCAUAAUGUUAUAUAAUGAUAAAAAAAAUUUUAUAGAAAAAUGAGGAAGCUUUGUUUUGGUCUUUCCUGGUCAAUGAGGAAUUGGUAUCUUUAUACUUUCAGCUUCAUUUAGUUUGGAGUCAUAGUCAUAAAGGUCUCCAUGAUUUCAUGUUUAAAAAAUGAAUAAUGGCUAACAAUUUUUGAAAUUUUAUUAUGCACUAAGCCCUUCAUUAAUUCAUUUAAAUCUUUACCUACGAACCCCUGAAAACCUGUGAAAUUGGGACAAUUAUUGUCCUUACUUUACGGAUGGGGAACACAGAAACCCAGAGAAAUGGAGUAAUUUGCCCAUGAUCCUACGGGUUAUGAGGGGCAGAGCUGGGAUUCCAGCCCAACAGAAUCCCAACCGCUUAAUCACU